UCCUUCGUAUCGUUGACACGUCGAGCGGAAAGAGUGCAGCGACAGAUCGAAAUAAAUCGAGGAGAGAAAGAGAGAGAGAGAGAGAAAAAACAAUCGCGCGGUCUCGCGCUCGCUCGUCGAUCGGGCAAAUCACGUUAAUUGCGCAUAUAAUUAUCCUUUUGUCCGACUACGGUGUCCGUCCGUUGGAGAACUUCCGGUUCCGUUGACGUUUCUCGCGGACGCGGUGUCAGUGUCGCGUUGACUCUCGUCGAUGAUCCAUCGGUGAUCGAUAAUACGCGAUAGAUCGUUCGCGUGGUGAACGUUUAUACUCCGCGAGUGAAUUGGUGAAUUUUCUCUCGUGUGUCUGAUAUAAUCGCCGCAAGGACGAUGCUGACGUUCCUGUUCGCCGCGGCGCUCGUCGUCGCGACGCCGAGAAUCUAUGCGAACCAGAUGACCAUGGAUGCAAAGAUACGCGACGACUCCGAUCUGUCUCAGUUUUAUCAGCUUCUGGAAGCCAGUCAAGUGGCCAAUACGACUCUCACAUAUCGCCAUGUGACUGUAUUUGCGCCGACUAAUCGAGCGUUCCAGAAAUACAACGGGAGCUUGAAGAAUCUGGUUCUGUAUCAUAUGUCGAAUCGGCCUUUAACGAUCGAAGAGCUAAGGGAUUCGAUAUCCUCCGAACUGGAGGGCAAUCCACCUCUAUGGAUCACUAGGGCACCAGGAAAGCACGGCGUAGACGUAUACAUUAAUAACGCAAAGAUUAUCCUGAAUCAGAGCAACUUCCAAUCUAAACUGAAAGUCAACGGCGACACCAUGACUCAGGUUUUGCAUAUCAUAAAUGAAGUGCUGGAGCCAGUGCGAUCCAAUUCGGCGGAGUCGCCUAUCUACAAUCCGAACGCGUUUAUAUUCCUGAACCAGAGCGAGAAUCUUAAUUUGGGCGACCAUCGCAUACGUACCUUCCGACAGCGGAUCAACAUCGAAAAGAAGCAGUCUAUCUUCAAAGCCGAGGGUCGUUUUACCUUUUUCAUCCCCGUUGACGAAGGUUUCAAGCCGGAACCGAGGCCGCAGAAGAUUGAUAAGGUGGUGAUCGACGGGCACGUUUUACCCAACGAAGUCCUGUUUACUUCACCGACGUCUGAAACUAUUGAGUAUAAAACUCUCGUGUUUUCCGACAAUCUGAGAGUCACCGUCAGCUUCCUGAAGGCGAACAAUAAAGUCUACGUUCGAUCAGACACGGUAAUCGGCGAUUCAAGUCAUCCGUCCGGAGUGGUGCUGGCAGAGAUAGUGAAGGCGAACAUCCCGGUGCGCAACGGUGUCGUUCAUCUGAUACAACGACCGCUUAUGGUGGUCGACACCACCGUAAAGGAUUUCCUCGAGUCCUUCAAGGGCAUCGAAAAGGAGGACGGGCCGGUGUUCAGAUUUUACGAAGCCAUCCGCGACUACGGGGAGGAUAUGAUGAGCACCAUCAGUCACCUGCGUGCCGUCACUCUCUUCGCGCCUAGCAACGAGGCGCUGGAGGAGCCUGGCGUGAAACAGAUUAUGCAGGACAGGAAACGCAUCAAGGAGAUCCUCAAGCUGCACUACGUCAAGGAUAAACUACCCCUCGAGUCCAUCAAGAAUAAGAGCGUCAACCAAAUACCGUUGAGCGGGAAGUCAACCCUCGGGGUGCAGACCGCCGCCGAGAAGAAGAAGCUCUACUUCAACGUGGUGGAAGGCCCGAGGGGGAACCAGACUGUCACCGUCGAGGGUGGCGGCGUGAACGCCACCAUCAUUACUGCCAACAUCGCCGCCACCAACGGGAUUAUCCAUAUAAUCGACAGGUUGCUCGGGGUUCCCUACACCACCGUGCUCGACAAACUCAGGACCGACCCGAUGCUCAACGCGACAUACGUCCUGGGUCAGCGACGCAGCUUCAACGCUCAGCUGAACGACACGACGAAGAGAUUCACGUACUUCGCUCCGCACGAUGAGGCCUGGAACAACGCGGCGACCAGCUACCCGUCAACCAUCAAGAAACUCUUCAUGGCCGAGUUUAGUUAUCAUACGAAGCAGAUCCUGGAGCGACACCUCGUAGUCGCGGACCAGGCGUAUACGAUGGCGAAGUUGAGGGAGAUUAGCAACGACACCAUCAAGCUCACGGCGAUGAGGGACAGUUUGAAGAUUCGCGUCAAAGAAGUCGGCGAAAAUGAGAAGUACGACGAAAACGCAAUCCGUCCAGAAACAUCCGGCUACUGGGUGGUCUGGGAUGGCUCCAAGAGAAUCCGUGUCGUCCGCCCGGACGUCGAGUGCACCAACGGGAUAAUCCACGUGAUCGACGGGGUGUUUCUCAAGGAUAGCGACGUGCGAGUGACGGGCGCCGCGUCGCUGGCCAGCCUGGCGCCCCACCUGAUCAUGAUAUUGAUAGCCAAGUGGCUGUUGUAAGCAAACCCUGGAAUCGUGUCGCAUCGUCUCGCAUCUAUGCACAGGUGCGUCUAUUAGGAAUUUCCUUUGGGGCCGUUCUACGAUCGUUUCUCGCGCGAGAAACCGGUCGAUCGUCCUGACGUUGGAUCGCAAUUUCUCUUCGCGGACGCUCGUUACAGAGUGGACCAGGGAGAGAUAAGGGUUGGGGAAAUAGAGAUAGAGUCCGAAGAUCCCGAGAAUCCGCGAGACCGAAGAUCCAGGGACCUAACGAGCAGAGGACAGCAACGAGGAUCGGAGGAUACGCGAAGAUUCGAAGGGGAAUCUAGAGAUCUGCGGAGAAGAUGACGUUCGACGUUACAACGAUCGCACGAUGGGGGACGACGGGAGGACGACCGAGCACUCGCGAUCGCAUGGCCUCAAAAACAAGCCAGGAUAGCCUAUUAUUUAUUGAGUAAUGGUCCGUGGACGUAGCGGGACAAUUUUACGGGUUAGAAGCGUUAAUUGUACCAAAUAAAUGAUUAAUCGUA
Nylanderia fulva is the source of this 2906-nucleotide messenger RNA. The record is from RefSeq and is a predicted model, not a curated record. Lineage: Eukaryota; Metazoa; Arthropoda; Insecta; Hymenoptera; Formicidae.